AUGUCUUCAUCAGCCAUGGAAAUCGACUCUAAGCCUGUGAAAGUAGCUACCACUUCAGCUUCAAAUGAAGAAGAUGGUUACAUUCUACCUUGGGUCGAAAAGUACAGACCAGAGUAUCUAAAGGACAUUGUUGGCAAUGAAGAUGCUGUGUCUCGUUUAGAAACCAUUGCGAGAGAUGGCAAUCUACCCAAUGUUAUCCUGACUGGCAUGCCUGGUAUUGGUAAAACUACAAGUAUAUUGUGUCUGGCUCAUGAUUUGCUUGGUCCUUCUUACAAAGAUGCCGUGCUUGAGCUAAACGCAUCUGAUGACAGAGGUAUCGAAGUGGUCAGAAGUAGAAUCAAGGCAUUUGCUCAAAAGAAAGUGACUUUACCACCUGGCAAACACAAGAUUGUUAUUCUAGAUGAAGCUGAUAGUAUGACAGGUGGAGCUCAACAAGCCCUUCGUAGAACCAUGGAAAUCUAUUCCAAUACAACUAGAUUUGCAUUAGCUUGUAAUCAAUCCAACAAAAUCAUUGAACCCAUCCAGUCCCGUUGUGCAGUAUUGCGUUAUACCAAAUUAACAGACGCUCAAGUACUGAGUAGAUUAGAGGAGAUUUGUCGUAUGGAAAAUGUUCAAUCGAACGACGAGGGUUUAGAGGCGUUGAUCUUUACAGCUGAUGGAGAUAUGCGCCAAGCCAUCAACAAUUUACAAUCCACUCACUACGGUUUUGGAUAUGUCAAUGCAGAGAAUGUGUUCAAGAUUUGUGAUCAACCUCACCCUGUUGUAGUCCAGCACAUGUUGGAGCACUGCGGAAAGGGAAAAGUAGAUGAUGCUGUUACCUUGGUGGAGCAAUUGUACGAUCAAGGCUACUCCUCGUUGGAUAUUAUUACCACCAUCUUUCGAGUGACAAGAAACUACAACGAAAUGAGUGAACAAAUUAGAUUGGAUUACUUGAAGGAAAUUGGUUUUACUCAUAUGCGUAUCUUGGAAGGGCAUCAGAGCAUCAUUCAGUUGUCUGGCAUGAUUGCCAAGUUGUGUGAUUUAGCUAAAUAA
This is a messenger RNA of Mucor velutinosus, 1032 nucleotides long. RefSeq lists its product as uncharacterized. The coding region runs from base 1 to 1032 and encodes 343 amino acids. Lineage: Eukaryota; Fungi; Mucoromycota; Mucoromycetes; Mucorales; Mucoraceae. The record is from RefSeq and is a predicted model, not a curated record. Gene Ontology annotation, molecular function: ATP hydrolysis activity; ATP binding; DNA binding. Gene Ontology annotation, cellular component: Rad17 RFC-like complex; Ctf18 RFC-like complex; Elg1 RFC-like complex. Gene Ontology annotation, biological process: DNA-templated DNA replication; DNA repair. The transcript has 5 exons.